AUGGCAGGAUUCGCCACAGUCGCAGCGGUCCUAGCAGCGGUCGCUGUGUUCAUUCGCAUCAUCUAUCUUCGACUCUUGCCCAAACCGAUACCCGGUCUGCCAUGCCAUCAAGACUCCACGAAUCGAAUCCUCGGCGAUGCUCCCUAUUUCAUUGAGAUUGAUAAUGCGGGCGGGUUCUGGCUCAAGUUCUUCACUGAUUUGCUUUCAAAAACCAAGACGCCAAUCGCACAAUUCUUUCCUGGUCCCUUCGACAGGACGCAUGUCGUGAUUGCCGAUUACCGAGAAGCCCGGGACCUGCUCUCGAAGAGGAGCAAGGAUCUCAGUCGGGGGUACACGAACAACAUGAUUUGGCAGGGUGUCAUACCAGAGCACUUCAUCGCGAUGGAAGAUGCUCAUCCGUCUUUCAAAGAUGCCAAGUUCCUUACCAAAGAUUUGAUGACGCCGAGCUUCUUACACGGGGUAUCAGCGCCGGCUUCGUAUAAGACGGUCCGGAAAUUCAUCGAACUGUGGAAAAGCAAAGCUGCUGCUACUGACGGCUUGCCUUUUGAGGCAGACGAAGAUUUGGAGGCCUUUACUUACGACAUCAUGAACACUGCCGCCUUUGGUGUACCAGUGGAAGAAAGCUAUAUCGCGGAACGGCUGCGAUCUAUGAAACGGGGUCCAUCUCUUGAGAUACCCAGAGAAGCUGGUUCUGAUGAGAAGGUUAAGAAAGAACCCCUCAAAGUCGCCACGUUUCUCCCUGUUGAACGGCCAGAACUUCUCUUCGCUCUUGAUACCCUGAACAAGAGAGUCACGGGUGCCUUCCGAGCAAUGAUACCGAGCAUCUUCUUCAUUUUCGACAACCUGCGACCAACUAUACAACGGGCCUUCCGCUUGAAGAGGUCCAUUCUUCAGUCGCAUAUCGACCUUUCAGUAGAGAAGCUCUCACGAAGCGAUGGAGAAGAGAACUUCGCCUCGGCUGUAGACUACGUCGUUUCUCGCGAGAAGUUGGCUGCGGAGAACUCAGGGCGAAAGCCUGCUUUCGACUCGCUUCGGAUGAGCGACAUGCUUUGGGGAUACCUAGUGGGCGGGCAAGACUCGACUCAUAGCACGCUAUGUUUCACGGCCAAGUACCUCGGAUCAAACCAGGACGUUCAGUCCAAGCUGCGCGAGAAUCUACGGGCUGCCUACCUCGAAGCGGUAGCCGAGAAACGUGAGCCGACCAUUGACGAAAUCGUCAAAACCCACGUUCCGUACCUGGACGCGUUCAUCGAAGAGACUCUACGCCUGAGCAGUCCUGCUGGAGCUAUCAUGAAAGAUACGCUUCGAGAUAUGGAUAUUGUCGGUUACCACGUUCCUAAGGGAACCCCGAUAAUGUUUCUGUUGACUGGACCUACAAUCGCAGAAGCUGGGGCAGUCGUCGAGGAAAAGAAACGAAGUGAGACUUCACAGAAGCUCAACAACGAAGGCGUGGAAGACUGGGGCCGGAGCCGCUUUCCUGCGGAGUCAUUUCUCCCAGAACGAUGGUUACAGCCUGGCGAGAAUGGUGAAGUCAAAUUCAAUGGUCAAGCUGGUCCAUUCAUGAGUUUCAGCCUUGGUCCAAGGGGUUGCUGGGGGAAGAGAUUGGCCUAUCUUGAGUUGAAGUUGAUCAUAACUUUAUUGGUCUGGAACUUGGACUUUGACAGGUUGCCCACCGAGAUGGAAGAUGAUGGUCUGGUGGAGGGAUUGUUCACGAAACCCAAAUCAUGUCUGGUUAAGUUGAAGGCUGUAAAGAUUACGUAG
Molecule: messenger RNA, 1761 nt
Organism: Colletotrichum chrysophilum
Lineage: Eukaryota; Fungi; Ascomycota; Sordariomycetes; Glomerellales; Glomerellaceae
Exons: 2
Coding region: 1-1761 (586 amino acids)
Molecular function (GO): heme binding; monooxygenase activity; iron ion binding
Source: RefSeq, a predicted model, not a curated record